CCGCGCCGCGCCACAGGCCGCCACAGCGCCGCGACAUGCGCGUGACGGGCCGCGACAGCGCCGCGACAUCGGUGUGACAGCGCCGCGACAGCAGCCCCGGGGGGAACCGGCCGGGCCCCGCGCCCGCUGCCACCGCCACCAUGCAGAUGACCUUCUACUUCUCGGACACAGCAGUGCUGCUCUUCGACUUCUGGAAUGUCCACAGCCCGACAGGGAUGGUGCUCUCGGUGCUGGUGAUCCUGCUGCUCUCUGUGCUCUAUGAGGCCGUGAAGAUGGGCAAGGCCGUGCUGCUGCGGCGGGCGCUGCUGGCCCUGCCCCGCAGCCUCAGCCAUGAGGCCCUGACCGAGCCCCAGGAGGGGGACAGCGACCCCGCGCAGGGCAGGUACCACAGGGACCCCUGGCACCCGCCUGGCAGGUGGUUCUGGUUCCACGUGGGCCAGACUCUGUUCCACGUGCUGCAGGUGGUGCUGGGCUAUAUGGUGAUGCUGGCUGUCAUGUCCUACAACGCCUGGAUCUUCCUGGGGGCCAUCGUGGGCUCCACCCUGGGCUACUUCAUGGUGUACCCCCUGCUGGGCCGGGGCUAGAGCCCCCCGGGGUGGUGGCACACGUGUCCCACCUCCUGCUCCUUUGUCUGGAAUAGCUGCUGUCACUUCUGCUGAGUCUGUCUCUGUCCCCGUGCUCUGUGGGACGCAGAACCCCAAGGACUUGCUGGGGCCCCUCGGGGCUGGCCCUGCUCUGGGAACAGGGAGCCCCAUGGCCAGCACUGGCCUUGGCUGGUGGCUGUCCCCCGGCUCCCAGGGACCUUUGUCCGGGUGGUGACAGCGGAGGGGUGCUGGCAUUUCCUCCCCUCCCUGCUUUUCGAGGAGGUUCAUCCUGGCUGGAACGGGAACGAUCCAGUGACUUGCUGGGGACAGGGACCCCUGCCCUCCUGCCCAGAGCUGCCCUGCACCAAGCCCCUCUUCACACAGUGCCUUUGGGGACACUGGGCAGUCCUGCCACCCCCGCCCCGCUCCUGUGCUUCAGGGAUGGGGCUGGAGCAGCCCCUGAGCACCCACUGGUGUGGCUGUGCCAGGGGGGAAAUGCUGCUCCAGGUGCCUCUUACUGCUUCCUCAGGACACCCCUUUGAAUAAAGUCAUCUCAACUCCACUCCUGAUUUCGAUCACUGCUGGGUGGGCUCAGGAUGUGACACUCCUGGGUCACAAUGGGACUGGGGAUCCCCAGCCCUGCCCAGGGAGGUGCUUCAGGAAUAAGGAGAGUCUCCUCUGGCUUUAAAUAAAGCUUUUCCAUUUUAUUAA
Molecule: messenger RNA, 1295 nt
Organism: Serinus canaria (Common canary)
Lineage: Eukaryota; Metazoa; Chordata; Aves; Passeriformes; Fringillidae
Gene: SLC31A2
Product: solute carrier family 31 member 2
Exons: 4
Coding region: 141-584 (147 amino acids)
Biological process (GO): copper ion transmembrane transport
Cellular component (GO): membrane
Molecular function (GO): copper ion transmembrane transporter activity
Source: RefSeq, a predicted model, not a curated record